AUGCAGAGAGAGUGGAAGAGACAUGACUUUAACUUUGACAAUGUUGGUAACGCCAUGCUCACGCUGUUUACUGUUAUGACCUUUGAGGGAUGGCCAGGGUGAGUAGUCAUAAAGUGUUCAAAGAAAUGCACCCCCCCCGCCCCCCAUUGGAAAUCAAGUGAGUGCAUCACCAGCACUAGCGCAAUUUAUGGGGCGUUUUAAUCGAGAAACACGUUUCUUUUUAUAUAUCUAAGCUUUUGAGAAUUUAUAAGAACGCUGGAGAAGCUCUUAAGGAUGACUGUUGUCGUGUGACUUUUUCCAUAGUAAAAGGGAGCUCUAAAUAUUGUUACUUUUAUUGAAAGCAAGUGAAACCUCUUCAUCUGUUGCGCCUACUGGUACCGUUUGUAUUUCGGUACUUAAUAAUACAAAAUUUAUUGAGAAAGAUCGUCCAAAACUGUUUGUAUGGCUAUUUUUUUUACAGUAUUUUGGAGAAUUCAAUUGACUCGACUGAGGCAGACCAAGGACCCCACCAAAACAACCGUCCAUGGGUCGCUAUCUACUACAUAAUAUAUAUCAUAAUCAUCGCCUUUUUCAUGGUCAACAUCUUCGUCGGUUUUGUGAUUGUCACAUUUCAAAGCGAAGGAGAAGAAGAGUUUAAAGGCUGUGAACUUGACAAGAAUCAGGUUAGCGAGAACACUUUUGCUGUUUUGUUUCUUUGUGUUUUUGAGGCUAAGGUGCCUGUCCUGAUAUUAGUUCUUUAGAGUCUCACGAAUAGACUUAGCGUAAGCUCAAUAUGAAAAUGAGCUGGCACAAUAAAAACUUUAGAUCAACGGGAAGGAAACCAUGUCGAGUUUACUUUCGCAAAGACUUAUAGAAAAAAUAAAAAAUAAUGAAACAAAUAAUUUAAAAAAAACAUAAUAUGAUUAAGAAUCCCAACUGGUAGAAGGCGAACCAGUUUGCUAUUUUACAAGAAUGGUCGAGGAACAAAUCCAGCUAGCGGCCAAGGCGGGACUUGAACUCGGGGCCUCUGAAUCGCAAGUCUAGCGCACUAACCGCUCGGCCACGCUGGGAAUGUUACUGGGGACAGGAGAAAAAUUGGUCAAUAGAUGACUGGCGAUCAGUAGCGAUCCUAGAAACUUUGCCGAAAACUAACUCGUCCCAGUUUGUUUCGCAUUUCUAAAGUGGCGAGUGGUCAAGAACCGACAGAAGUACGAAUUGAGGACACCGUUUUAAAGUCUCCAGCUGGAGACAAGAUGGCUAUUUUGACUUGGUCAUCCGAGCCACACGCAGGUCUUGCCCUUUGUAGGACUAUGGCAGUGUGAUAGCGGGUGAACCUGCGACCACAGAAAUAAAAUUUUCUUGUUUUUUCCGUGUAAUGUUUUCAGCGUCAGUGUAUUGAGUUCGCUCUGAAGGCCAAACCAUUGAAAAGGUACAUUCCAGAUAACCGCCUCCAGUUCCAUAUAUGGCGUGUGGUGACGUCACAGGCAUUCGAGUACCUCAUCUUUGCUUUCAUUGUGUGCAACACAGUGGUGCUGAUGAUGCAGGUAUGUAUAACUGUGUCAUGGUACUGCGCGUGGCGUGCUCUAUCCGGUGCAAGUGUUACGAGAGUCACGCUAUGUCGUCACACUGUGACAUUUAGAUUGAAUUGCUGUUGCAAUUAAGUUGGUGUAACGUUUUAAUGUGACUUAGUCCAAGUACUCCUUACACAUUGGCUGCGCCACAGACUGAACUAAACUUCUGGUUAAUCCCUCUGCGACACAGCGCCACCGCCUGUGUGUUAGGAUUUGAGUAUGCGCUAUAAAAGCCAUUGUCGAUUUGCUAAUCAGGUUGAAGGGAAAUUUGAAACACAUUUCUGGUAAUUCGUUGAGUCCGUUAGAGGCCUAGAACAAGGAUAUCGGUGAAUGGUUACACCAAUCAAUUUUGUUCAGAGUCUUACAUGGCUCCAUUACCAGCUGUUGGAGGCACAGUGUAAACAGUUGGUAGGAAACCUAACUCUACGUCUGACUUCCACGUUUGUGUUUAGUUAUGUAUAAUAGGCCAUUUUACAGUUGUGUGCAUAGUGCCCUGGCCUUUGAAUAGACGCGAGGCUGGCGGUGACCUUGUUUUGUUACAAACCUGCCUGCUUUUCAAGUGGAAAUCGUGGUAUUCUCAUGUUAACAAGCCCGUGAACAUGAUCAUUUACAUAUGAAAAACAAGAAGGUUUGUAACAAAACAAGGUCACCGCCAGCCUCGCGUCUAUUCAAAGGCUAGGGCACUGAGCACACAACUGUAAAAUGGCCUAUGGACUGUUUUCUUGUUUUCUCUCCUCUUUCUCAACAGUAUUAUGAAGAACCUAAGUUAUACACCCGAGUGUUAGAUGGCUUCAAUAUUGGGUUCACUGCAGUGUUUCUUCUGGAGUGCAUUCUCAAGCUUAUAGCUUUUAAACCUAAGGUA
Porites evermanni is the source of this 2412-nucleotide messenger RNA. The record is from the annotation of a GenBank genome assembly. NCBI's taxonomy places the organism in Eukaryota, Metazoa, Cnidaria, Anthozoa, Scleractinia, Poritidae.